CACAGUCAGGAGGAGUCCCGCGUGAUGGAAAGAGAAUGCCUCCCAUAAGGCAAUAAAUAGUUAAGGCUACCCACCGCCCCGAAACUUCCACCGUCAAACACGCAUUCCCUCUAGAAUCCUUUUAACUUUUGAACUAAAAGUUGUCCAUUCAAAACACAAUUAUCGCACGACUCUGCAACAUUAAUCUCUCUAACCCAAAUACUUCGAUUUUUGUUUGUUUUGAAAGAAACUAGGGGCAGGGAAAUCAAUCUUUGAUUCCCACUCGCCGAGUUUGCACUGAUCCUUUUUUUCUCCUGAAGGAACCUGCUCAUCCGGUUCGAUCUCUGGCUACACCACCUAUGCCAGAGAUCGAACAUGUCCCAGAAAACGCCCUGUUCGGAAAAUACGAGCUCGGCAGACUCCUGGGUUGCGGCGCCUUCGCCAAGGUUUAUCAUGCCAGAAAUGUCCGCAGCGGGCAGAGCGUGGCCAUUAAGGUCAUCAGUAAAAAGAAGCUGUCCAGCACCAACUUGAUGUCCAACAUCAAGCGGGAGAUCUCCAUCAUGAGUCGCUUGAACCACCCUUACAUCGUCAAACUGUACGAGGUUUUGGCCACCAAGACUAAGAUCUAUUUCGUGAUGGAAUUCAUCAAAGGUGGAGAAUUGUUUGCGAAGGUUGCUAAAGGAAGGUUCAGCGAAGAUCUCAGCCGUAAGUAUUUCCAGCAGCUCAUCUCGGCCGUCGGGUACUGCCACUCCCGCGGGGUUUUCCACCGUGAUUUGAAACCUGAAAACCUUCUCGUUGACGAGAACGGGAAUUUGAUUUCGGAUUUCGGUCUCAGCGCCGUUACCGAUCAGAUCCGACCCGACGGGCUGUUGCACACCUUGUGUGGCACCCCAGCUUAUGUUGCACCGGAGAUCUUGACUAAAAAAGGGUAUGAUGGAGCUAAGGUGGACGUGUGGUCAUGCGGCGUCAUCCUCUUCGUGCUGAACGCGGGUUACUUGCCUUUCAAUGAUCCGAAUCUCAUGGUUAUGUACAAGAAAAUCUACAAAGGUGAGUUUCGGUGUCCCAAAUGGAUGUCGAGCGAUCUCAGGCGGUUCCUGUCUCGGCUUCUGGACACGAAUCCGGAGACAAGGAUCACGAUUCAUGAGAUCCUGAAAGACCCAUGGUUCAGGAAGGGUUACAAGGAACCCAAGUUCCAUGAAGAGUAUGACAAGGUUGACAAGGAUGAACCUCGGGUUACCAGCUUGAACGCAUUCGAUUUGAUAUCAUUCUCAUCCGGUUUGGACCUGUCCGGUUUGUUCGACAACUCCCAUGGUUCAGUCAGUGACGGCGAACGCUUUAUAUCAAGGGAGUCGCCUGAGAAAUUGGUGGAAAAAGUGGAGGAGGUCGCCAAGGCCGAGAAGUUCAGGGUGAAGAGGAAGAAAGAAUGGGGCGUUGAAUUGGAGGGGCAAAAUGGAAGUUUCGCAAUAGCGGUCGAGGUUUACAGGUUAACCGAUGAACUCGUUGUGGUAGAAGCCAAGAGAACAGGCGGCGAUAGCCAAUUCUACAAUGAUACUUGGCACAACAAGAUUAGACCUGCGCUGACGGAAAACCAGGUGGCCGGCGACUGAAAAUCCCACCCCUUGCACGCGUGGUAUGCAACACUCGUACGAGGAGCGCGUGGUUAAUUCGAUUAUAGGUGUACUUCAAUAAAAAAAAAAGAAAAAAUGAAAAAAAAGGAAGAAAAAUGGUGUCUGAAGGAAUACACUAACAAAAGACAGAACUGACUUUUGUCGAGAGCAUGGAUCUUCCAAAUUCGAAGAGAAGUAAAGAUUACUACAAGCAGUUACAAUUAUGUGGUCGUAUGUAUGAUAGUAGCAAUUUGGAAUAAAGAUGAGUGAGGUUGGUGUAAUGGGGUGUUUUGUUUCUUCUUUUCAUGGAUUAACAAAACUCCCUGUCAUAUGUUUUGUUACAAUUAUAUUUCUCUUGUAUAUACUCUUUUUUUGUGUAUAUAAGGGUAGCAAAAAAGGGAAUAAAUAAUGAAAGGAUGGCAAUCUCCAUCAUUUCAUCUGUGUGUCUGUUGUUUUGUUUUCUCUUCUUCGGAGUCAUGGGUGUUUGCCUUUUGUCUUUGUGUUCCUUACUUAAUGUUAUGUGUGUCUUCUAUAACAAUUUUUCUUUUCUGUUGCUUUAC
Molecule: messenger RNA, 2146 nt
Organism: Theobroma umbraticum
Lineage: Eukaryota; Viridiplantae; Streptophyta; Magnoliopsida; Malvales; Malvaceae
Gene: SIP4
Product: SOS3-interacting protein 4
Biological process (GO): signal transduction; protein phosphorylation
Molecular function (GO): protein serine/threonine kinase activity; ATP binding
Source: RefSeq, a predicted model, not a curated record